Messenger RNA from Rhizophagus irregularis DAOM 181602=DAOM 197198, 579 nucleotides. RefSeq lists its product as uncharacterized. Gene Ontology annotation, cellular component: ERMES complex. Gene Ontology annotation, molecular function: lipid binding. Gene Ontology annotation, biological process: mitochondrion organization; phospholipid transport. Lineage: Eukaryota; Fungi; Glomeromycota; Glomeromycetes; Glomerales; Glomeraceae. The record is from RefSeq and is a predicted model, not a curated record.
AUGGCUUUCAAAUUCAAUUGGCCUGAUUUUACUACUGAAUUCGUUGAGCAAGCAAAGCAACUACUAACGACAGCACUUAAUAAGAGUAAUAAACCAGCCAAUAUAGUAGAUCAUAUUGUAGUGAAAGAUUUAAACAUGGGCACAAAGCCUCCUGAGUUGGAAAUAAUGGAAAUUGGAGAAUUGGCAGUUGAUAAAUUCAGAGGAAUAUUCAAACUGAUAUAUAGCGGAGAUGCCCAUUUAACUUUGCAAACUAAAGUACAGGCAAAUCCAAUGAACAGUAAUAAAUCAGAUGUAAGCAUGUAUACUCGGAGAGGAAUUCUUGCAGCUGAUCAACCUCUUGUUGUACCUAUGCUACUUCGAUUAAGUAAUUUAAAAUUACGUGGGAUUAUCGUAUUAGUAGUCAGCAAGCAAAAAGGGAUUACACUUGUAUUUAAAAAUGAUCCAUUAGAAAAAGUAGAUAUUUCAUCUACCUUUGAUAGUAUUUCUAGCAUACAACGAUUUUUGCAAACAGAGAUUGAGAAAAGAUUGAGGAUAAUGUUCCAGGAAGAUUUACCUUCAAUUGUUCAUCAAUUAUCAUUA